AUGUACUGUCAGAACUACGUAUUUUCUCUGUUUCGGCUCAUGGAAAAACCACCUCUCAGCAGCUCUUCGUUGGGAUUUCCAAUAGGCGUAAUACAAAUUCCGGUGUCAUUGUCCGGUCUUACUGAAGUGGAUGUUAAUGGUUUGCCCAGAUUACCCGUGUCAGUGACAUGCUAUGCAAGGUUUCGUCGGCUAUUACAUAUCAAACAUCAUAACUUGUGUCAGUAUCUCGAUGUUGUCAGAGAGAAGGGAGAAAUACUAUCAGUUGUCUGUGAGUACUACAGCACAAGUUUUUCUAACUUCAGUGGUCCCGUCACUGACGUUAAUUGGUUAUCACAACGCUUUAGUGAAUGUUUAUCUGCCUUAUCUUUUAUGAGUGACAAUGGUUUAGUGCACUGUUGUUUGACUCCUGAUAUGAUUAUGCUUGAUUCUGGUGGACGUGUAAAAAUUGGAGGCUACGGAAUUUAUUAUGCUACAGAUUGGGGAAAUCUAGCUGAUUUUACCUUCCCCAGUCUCAUGUAUUCUGCUCCUGAGGUAUUUUUAUUUUUAUACAAUCAAGCCAAUAAUUCAUGUCAACCAGAACGUUCAACAAAAUCUGAUAUGUGCUGGACAAAUAUAAAAGCAGACGUAUGGUCUUUAGGCGUCAUAUUUUUUGAGACAAUAUUUGGUAGGGAAUUCACUAAUCCAUUACUUAAACUUCGGAGUGAAAAUAUGAAAGAAGCUGAAAUAAUUUCCUUGUAUCUAAGGGGUCUUUGUCAGGCGAAUGAAUAUCCAACAUUACCUGAAUUUUUACAACUUCAUCUGAAUGUUAUAUCUGCUGACCUGGACAUCUUGGUUCAGCUUAUUCAAUGUUGCUUAAAGUUCGAUGCAGUAAAGCGACCUAAUCCUAAAUGUCUUAUGAAGGAGAUCAACGAAUUACUGAAAACUGAUUCUUACAUAUCUUCCGAUAUAAGUGGUGACAAAUAUUCAACUUCCUGGUGUAGGAAAAUAUAUAAUCAACCCAAGAAACGUGAAUUUCAUCCUCAAUUAUUCAGUUUGGAGGAUAACAAAAAUAAUAUUUUAAAAGCUUAUAAUUUUAUUAACAGUAUUGAAAAUUUAUCAGAACUUUAUUACUAUUGGAUGUUAACCGGUGGUAAAAUUCAUGCUACAUUAAAAGGUCAUACAGAUUCAAAAAGUAUUAUUGAUAAUUAUCAUCAUAACAGUUUCAAGCAAGAAUCAAUAAAAGAAAAAGAAACAUUAAUUGGCGCGAAUUCUCAAUGUUUAUUACCUCCAGUCUUGAGAAUUCCACAUUAUCUUGCUUUAGUACAAUCAAAUGCUACACGUGCAAUAGCUUCAAAAGAACAAUGGCCGCUAGGUGAAAUUCCGCAGCCACGUACAUUUCAGUUCCAAAUUACACCACUUUCCAAUGAAUGUUUUAUUGAACGUAUAUCGCAUACAUCUCUUCAUCAUUUAUAUCCCCUAUUUAUUUAUCAAGAUUUAAAAAUUAGUUCCACAGGAAAUUCAAAUGUUUAUUCUGCCUUGUACUCAGUUAAUAAUAAUAGUACUAAUCAUAUUAAUACUUCAUCUAACAGUUUAAUACCAAAUGAAUAUACACGUAUGAUUCUUAAUUCACCCUUGUUUGAAGUGACUGAGAAACUCUCAGAUUUCUUAGAUUCAUUAUGCAAAAAUGAUUUAACCUGUAUUACCGGUGUUGAUUGGAGUAUGUCAUUUACAAAUAAUCAGUAUGAAUCAAUAUCACAACAACCAUUAUCAGUUAGAGAAACUGAUGUAGAUUAUCAAAUUUAUCGCACACGUUUAUUUACGCGAAUAAUCAAUGGACUACCCGCAACUAAACAAUAUCUUCGUUUAGAAGCACGUAAAGAUAUACCACCAUUUUUACGUUGGAAGGUUUGGGCUGCUUUACUCGACGUUUAUCCCAAUCGGGAUUUCGAAUCAGCUUACCUGAAGGCAUUGCAUAGAAUCAACAAGUUUGGCUUGGACGUAACACCUAUAAAUGAAUUAAAUAAUAAUAAUAAUAAUAAUAAUAAUAAUAAUAAUAAUAACCUUAGUUGUGAUCUCUUAGAUGAAAAAGUCAUUAAUCAAAUAUCAGUUGAUUUACCACGUUGUCAUGCUUAUGAUCCAUUGUUGGCAUCAUCUAUUGGGCAAUCUGUACUUCGUCGUGUUCUACUAGCGACUUUAUUAAUGAAACCUGGUGCAUUGGAUUAUACUCAGGGUAUGGAUUCUGUAGCUGCUGUAUUUGUGCGUAUAUGUUAUCCAGAUGAAGCAUUGGCUGCUGCUUGUUUAAAUGCUUUUUUGUCAACAAAGCUACCGGGAUUUUUCUCUUCUGGUGGUCUUACUGUUGGUUUAAAAUCGUAUUUCAAUACACUUCUACGGUUGUUAGCAUUUCAUGUACCUCGACUAGCUAUUCGAUUGGUUGAUAUUAAUGUGCCUUUGAUUGGAUUGACUACCGGUUGGAUUUAUACGUUAUUUGCUCAUGCUAUGCCAUUGGAUCGUAUAGAAUUACUAUGGGAUACAAUAAUUCCUGGUCCAGCUUCAUUGUCAAUGUUUUUCUACAUUGCAUUUUUUAUUCAGUUAGACAGACAAAUCAAUCUUGAGUUGUUAGGACUAGAAAAGAUUUGUACAAUUUUGUCGAAUUUUCCCGAUAUUAAUUUGGAUAAAUGUAGAACAGAUGCUUUGAAAUUGGCAUUGGCUACACCUCGAAGUUUAACAGCUUGGUCGAUUCCCAAUAGACAGUAUUUAAAUAAAAAAUUUAUGGAAAAUGAAGAAUUAAAAGUUGAAAACCUGAAUUCCAAAGGAAACGAAUCGUCAACUUCUGAUUUCUAUGAACGUUUAAAAUCACAGAAUGCAUGGCCAGAUCAUUUAGAAUAUGAUUUUACAGAAUCAUUAGAAUAUUCUGAUAUCGAUGUUGCAUCAAAUGUUUGUGAAAAACUAAAUAUAUCGUCAAAUGCUUUUAAAUUAGUCCCAUUACUCAGUUUUAAAGAUGCUGUGGUGCAUGUGAAACGUCCAGAUUGUCUAGUUUUAGAUGUACGUAAUAUCAAAGAAUAUAAUAGAUUUCAUUUGCCUAACAGUAUUCAUUGUGGGAUUUCCAGAUCUGUAAUGCGAGAUUCUUCAUCAACAGGAAUUGAAGAAAGCAGCGAUAUAUCUUCAACUACCACUAGCUCUUACAGUACUUUCUCUCCAGAAAACUGGGAGGUGAUUGACUAUCCAAGUGGUAAUCGUAAUCGACCACAAAUCAUACCAGAGUUUUUAGCCUUUCUUAUAAACCAAAAACUAUGGCAUCAAACAACACAAGCUAGACAGUUAUUAAAUAUUAAAUCAAGUCAUGGAGUCACUAAGGAAUCGGUCAACACAGUAACACCAUGUUCACCUGGGCUCUUAAUUCUCCAAGCAAUUUCUGGAACCGUCAUAGUCUCGCUAAGAAUAAUGCUAAAUCACGUGGUUACCACUCCGGUGGAACGCAUUGGGGUCAGUUGUAGCUAUUCAAAGCAGUAAACUAUGUAUUUAAUAGAUAGAAUGUCACAGAUUUUUUUGUCAGAUUGACACUGGGACAUGAUCGGUUCCCAGAACCAGUAAGCAGGAACUGGUGUAAAAUUCUCAAAUUUCUUAUGGCGCAAAACUUUUAGAAUUCCAAGAGUUCAUAAAAUCCAAGAUUUGAACAGUGGCACACACCAAUCGAGAUUUCUAAAAUAACGUAAUUCGGUGGGAAUGGUUGUAUUGAUUUAAUGCAAAGGUAGGUGUUAAAUAUACACUGUCAGGUGCUUUGGAGGUUUAUAUGAAUGUAUGAAAAUCCCUUCUAAUGUGACAUGUUGCCUUUCGAAUUAUUUUCCUCUAUCCCUUCAGCUGUAUACUUCCCUGAUCUUUUAGUCCUAGAUGAGACAGCUACUAUUUUUCCAUCGUAACUUUUACUUUUCCUUCGUCUAGCGAAUUCCUAUGGUUCUCACGAACUACAUCAACAUUGUUUUACGUGGCUCUGAUGGCUACCAUGUUGACUCAUUUCCCUUGCAUUUUUAUCUUAAAUUAAAGCACAUUUUCGUAAGCGCUCAUUGUCGUAAAAAUCUUAAAUAUUACCUUUUGAAUUAGGUCCACUUGAUCUAUCCAGAAGGGGUAAUUUUAUAUUAUUAAGAACAUUUGCUUUUUCGAACUGACUUGAUUGAAUUUGUUGAAUAACUGUGGUAAUUUCUUUAGAACCGUUCCUUACUGUUGGUACGGCUCUCAGAAGGUGCGACUAAGCCCGAUACAAUUCUUCAGAACAUCGACAUGGCAUGUGUGGUAAAAUAGUUACGUCAACUUCCUGUUUUUGUAUUGUCUGGAUUAUAACGAUGUUACUGCACAUAACAAGCUUUAAAGACAGAUGUUGUUCUGUACAUUUUGACACUUCAGUAAACGCUUUUUUGGGACUCAGGGGUACUAGACGCUCCAUUGUCGCGGUCAUAUCUGAAUCAACCAUAAUCAAAUUACAGAAUAAACACUUGCAUGUCUACUUUGUUUGACUUUUAACUGGUAACCGCACGAGUAUCCGAACGAAAUUUCAUAUUUACUACAAAUUUCAAUCCGACUCGUUUUAAAAUUUAUUUGCAUGGUCCAUAGCUGUUAUCGUAUGGUCGAUUUGUAUUCACGGAGCCGCAUACAGUCGAAUUACAACUUAUCUAUCUCAUAAUAUGUCAGGUGUCGGAGAGUGAAUGUGUUCUUAUCAAAACGCAACCUGCUACAAUCUCGUGACUGAAUAAUUCUAUCCACUCAGAAGUGGACAGUCACCGGUGCCUAGUUGUAUCAAGCUUGUGAGAAAUAUCAUCAAUGACAAGCGAUGUCAGCUCAGCGGUCUAAAUUUUUCGCGCUUGUCGUGAGACUUGAUGUUACUUCAAAUUGAAAAACCAAUAAAUUAAGUAGACCUGGACCAGAAGGGAUAUAGUGAAGCACCCAGUUGAGUUCAUCUGAAAAGUUGUUUAUAUGCUGCAGAUUCUACUAAGUAACAUGAAAAGCCAUACAAAACGUGUGCGAGUUUUAUUAGGCCACACGACGCCAGGAUCAAGCACAAAGGCAAGUUCGAACUGACCAUUCCACUUAUGGACUGUCUUGAUCAUAAAAAACCUAAAUGACGGACUAUCAACUCGGAAAACCUUGUAUAAGUAGCUUACCUGUCCACUCACAUCAGGCUCAUAUAGAGAAGCUCAUGCGUUAAAAAUUGAAAGCAUAAAGCUUAUACAUGAACGCCACGAGUUUACCAAAUAAAAUGGGUGAGUUAUGUGACGCUCAUCUGAUAGGAAUAUCUGAAACUUGGAUAUCUUCUCAGUUUACGGCACUGUUGGGCAGAAUACGAACGAUCUGAUAACAACGGGGCAUACAGGCAAUACAAACGUAUAAGGAACACGUGCACAAAGGCAAUAAGAGAAGACAGACUUCAGUACCAGAUAAAGCUUAUAGAUGAGUUUGUCCAAUCAUUUCUUCGACAAGCCAAAACUGUAGUUUCCCAACUAUUAUGUCAUAAUGGCUUGACAAAUAACGACGGUGACGCCUCCUACCUUUUGGCUGGACAAUACUCUUGGAAAUUUCAACCGACACACGUCAACUAUACUGAUGAUAGCUUUAUUUGCAACUGCACAGGAUUUUCCGUAGUGAACCUGAGCGCUGACUUGGUGUUCCGGAAACUGCAGCACUUAAGACUAGAUACUUCUCCUAGCCCGGAUAUGGUUCAUCCUGCCAUACUGAGGGAGGCGGCCUCAAUCCUGGCAACGCAGCUUAGCAUGAUGUUCUCACACUCGCUAAGUCGAGGAAAACUACCGGAAAAUUGGUAGCUGGCUCACAUCACACGAAUUUUCAAAGGAGGUCGACGCAAUGAACCUUUAAGUUACCGACCGGUGGCUCUUCUCCCUAUACCUUCAAAACUCAUGGAGUCUCUGAUAUGCGAUGGUAUGCACGACUAUUUACUGUCCUUAAACUUCUUAUCACCCAAACAGCAUGGUUUCAGGAAGGGUUACUCUUGUAUUACCAACCUGUUGACUGCGGCGGACAGAUGGACAAGCAUCCUCGAUCUCAAGAGGAAGGUUGAUAUCAUCUACCUAGAUUUCUCAAAAGCUUUUGAUAAGGUUAACCAUACAUGUCUUAUCAAUAAGCUCAAACGAUUGGGUAUCAAACCACCUCUAAUCGAUUGGCUCACUUCAUGCCUGAAAAAUAGACAUUUUAAGGUCAGUUUUAAUUUCACUUUAUCUCAGGCUAUGGAAUGUCCUAGUGGGGUCCCCCAGGGCUCAGUACUAGGACCUUUUCUCUUCUUGAUCUACAUAAAUGAUCUUCCUCAACAGGUAACGUCAGACUUAUUACUUUUUGCCGACGACGUGAAACUUUGGAGAGAGAUACGCAACCAAGACGAUAUACAGACACUUCAGGAGGAUCUGACUUGACUUCAAAGUUGGGCAGAUGACAACGGACUUACCUUUAACACUUCAAACUAUAACGUGGUUCAUCUGAGACAUGUUGCAGACUACAGUUACAACUUAGGUAACUCCUCUCUAGUAGUAUCCCAAGUCGAAAAAGAUUUAGGAGUCCUGGUGCGCUACGAUUUAAAGUCUUACGCUAACUGUGACAAUAAUGCCUUCCGAGCAAACCUUGCACUAGUAACAUUGAAGCGCAUUUUUGACCAGUUUGACCGGGUAACUUUCCAUUUAGAAUACGGAGACAUAGUAUUUCAUCCCUCAAUCCAAAACGAUAAGGACACUGUAACGUAUCCAACGGCGAGCCGCGAAAUCAGUUCGGGGACUCAAAUCCAUGCCUUAUGAAUAGCGCUUCUAAUCACUCAUCAGAGCAUGGGCGUCUUAGAGAUGACCUUUUAAUUGCUUACAGUAUCCUUAGCACUUCUGGACAUUCCCUUAAAUACCUACUUAGGUUUAGCUGCAAUACAAAACUAAGGGGGAACAUCCAGAAACUAGAGACACAACACAGCAGAACGGACUGUAAGCAGAACUUCUACUCCUUAAGAGUUGUCAAAUGCUGGAAUUCACUGUCGACUGAACUAGUCCAAGCCACUUCCCAGGAGUCCUUUAAGAGAAUUCUUGACCUAUUCUUAAGGACUAAGGAUAACAUCGUAUUAUGAUUUAUCAAGUUGUUUCUUUUUCACCUCUUAUCGUUAAUAUACCUAGGUUCCUGCCUGGAAGUACAGGUGAUCCACUGCUACUGGACACGGAAGUCCGUUAAGCGAAAGCUUCUAUUACGUCCACAACCGUUUGAACCAUUUGAAAUCGAUAAACAUGAUUGAAAAUGAAACAGCCAAUAGCUGAAUGACACAUUCUCCAACAGGUGCGGUCAUUGUCAUAAUAUCUUGCAUUUAAGAUAAGGUGAUAAGAAGUAAGACGGUUCCUAUUAUCUCAGGAGCAACAUUCUACCGAAAGGCAUAAAAAUAUCCCUCAAGUAAUAGUUGCGAAUCGAGAAGCCAACUGUACGGAAACAACAAACCUUCAAUAAAAUCACCUGGAGCAAGUCGAUCAGUCAGAUACCCAAUACGGUUGUCCUAGAAUCCUAAAUGUUAGGUAAGACACGCGUGGAACGGUAGUCGAACCCAAAAAAUUGAAUUGACUACAUUUUAAAAACUAUAGACAAUAAAGUAAUUUUGAUCUCAAAUAUUCUAGAGGAAAAACCGAAUAUGCGUAGAUACAUUCAGCAACAGAAUAAACUAUAGAUGUGGGGAGAGAAUAAGUUGAUGACCAUAGGGGAAGACAAACAUAAACGAAUUCUCUAAUAUAUUCUUAUAGACCUAUGGGAAUAUUAUCUUUGGGCCCUGAGUUCGGUGCGCACCGUUGAAGAGACGAAAUAUUUAUCCAGUGCUCCCUAGUUCCAUCCGUCACAAAAAAUAUGAGACCUGUAGUUUUUGUGAGAUUGUCAUUGAGGCCAAGCUAAAUUAUUUAGCAGGCAGAUCACUGAAUGUCAAAAGUUUUGCGGGCCCCGUCAAUAUCAAGGACUACCAAUGUGAAGUAAUUGGACACCACGGAAAGGACAGUGACUACACUCUAUAUUUAUUUGAUCUGACAAUAUUAAUACAUUUACUUAGCAAUGCCAUGCUUGCGCUAUAGAGUCGUCUCAAUAACCAAUGUACAUGGAUACCACAAUAAGGUAACCGACGUUAUGCAUUAAAUGUGAGGUGUAACGUGGACGUUAACCAGAAAAUCACUAUUUUUAAGUAGACUUCAUUCAUCGAAACAAAUCAUUUAUAUUGACGAUUUUCAAAUCCUUAAACCACAUAGAGUCCGGUCAAUCGAUGGUGGCAAUCUGUGUUUCUAGAAAGUGUGAUGUAUUGCGCAAAACUUUUGUUUAUGCUUAUCAAACGCAGGAUACUCUAAAGCGAAAGAGUACUAGAUCUUAUGUGAGCUCAGACAAUCUCGAGGAAAGCAAGUGAUAUAGAGGGGAAACUCAGUUUCGUCGUCUACUUAACAUCAUUCACCUUCACUGAUAUGGAAAUCAUUGUUUCGGGCCCAAUAUUAUGAAAUGAAACGACGGAUACUUUAAAAUAUUUCCAUACAUAUUUGUAUUAAGGCUUUAAGAUACACCUCUUGUGAGUAUGGAAAACUUGUAGCGGUAUUAAUUACUAACCGCACAACCUUCGAAGUCGAGCACAUGAUUACUCAAAAGACUUAUAUUCAACACAACACAAAGAGGUCAGUAUGGGUACACCACAAAAAUUCAAUCUACUCAUUCGAAUGGCACGGCUCAGCCUUGCAGGCAUGGUCACUCCUAUGUAACUUAUCCCUUUUAUUCACAAUAAAUAUAUUCUUCUACAUCCAG
This is a messenger RNA of Schistosoma bovis, 8763 nucleotides long. The record is from the annotation of a GenBank genome assembly. NCBI's taxonomy places the organism in Eukaryota, Metazoa, Platyhelminthes, Trematoda, Strigeidida, Schistosomatidae.